AUGACUGAGGAGAAGAAGGCAAUUGUGAGGGAUCUUGGAUUUGGUGGGUUGAUGCACAUCCCACCACUGAGGGUGGAUCACCAACUCUUAAGGGAGCUGGCAAAAAACUUCAAACUUGGGGAGAACAAACUGAAGACAGGAUAUGGUUCUUUCCAUAUAACCCCAAAAAAAAUAGGUGAUGCGCUUGGCAUCAAUGCAACAGGGAAGAACAGGGUUGAAAGACCACCAAAGCCAUGGAUUGCCAACUGGACUAAGGAGCAAAUGGACUCAAGAAAAAGAAAGCAGAGGCAAGAGGACUCAGAUUCUGAUUCAGAAUCUGAAUCUGAACCAAGUGACGAGAGCGAAGAAUCAUCACCUAGGAAGAAGGAGAAGAAAAAGAAAAAAACAAAAACAACACCAAAAGAUGAGACAUAUGAAAUAUCGAGUGACGAACUCGAUGAAUUGCUAGGGGAAAACAUUCAUAAAUCUGCUGCAGAGGGGGACAACCAGGCUGACCUGCGAUCGACAGAAGGUCGCAAUGUGUCCUCUGAAACACUACCAGCUGUCAACUUGGGAAGUGAUGAUACUUCCUCUCAAAGACGCACAGAACAGAAUAGUGUAAACCAGCCGUCUCAGAGCAUGUUGACUCCGGAUGAUUCGAAUAUGAUGGUUGUUAGGGAACAAACGCCGUCGGAAGCGCUUGCAAUGUGA
Molecule: messenger RNA, 690 nt
Organism: Arachis stenosperma
Lineage: Eukaryota; Viridiplantae; Streptophyta; Magnoliopsida; Fabales; Fabaceae
Exons: 8
Coding region: 1-690 (229 amino acids)
Source: RefSeq, a predicted model, not a curated record